Molecule: messenger RNA, 2848 nt
Organism: Sclerotinia trifoliorum
Lineage: Eukaryota; Fungi; Ascomycota; Leotiomycetes; Helotiales; Sclerotiniaceae
Source: the annotation of a GenBank genome assembly
UCUCUACUUGUACUACUGUCCUGUACUACUCUACUUGCACUACUCUACUUGCACUACUCUACUUGCACUACUCUACUUGCACUACUCUACUUGCACGCCUUGUACUACAUACUUGAACCACACACUGCAUUACUGUACUACAUCAUCCUCAUUUCAUCUCAUCUCAUCUGUUUGGUCAUUUUCAGAAAGUUCCCACUGUGAGGCUAAAAUUGGCGAACGGUUGACAUAAUCCCCGGUCUUUUUUGUUGGCAUGGACUUUUUUGUGUACCCUAAUGCAGUGCAGGUUGGUUUGCUAUUGUUUAUUGUUUAACUUGGAAAUAGAAGAUCUUGGGUCCAUUGACCAGCCUUGUUGAAAGAUUUUCCUUGGUAGUGUUACCUUUCAUUCGUUUAAUCCCUCCUUUUGAACCUCAUAUUCGACAGGGGAUUAACAUUCGGGUCGAAUUGCUGGUGGAAAGACCCAACGUGUUUGAGCCCUUACCGCUCCUGUCCAUCAUCAUAUUGGGUCUUGCGCGGGAAGAUAUAUUGCCUGUUAUUUCUGCCGGGUCCCUUCGAAUGUGAGUUCGUUCCUUCUAUUUGUUGGCCCAUAUAAAUUAUAAAUAUUUCCAUAAACCCACAUGACUGUGUGAACUUCACAGUAAACGUUUGGACUUUUUUUUAUUUGUCCUUGCGCUUGAAAUCUAUCAACGAUGGAGCAAAGAGUUAGCCUUGAGCUUACGGUCUCUACCACGACUGACAAGCCAGAUAUCGUGGAUAAGCCGGUGGAUAAAAUGGCUACCAUUGCGAAUGAUGAUGAGAGGCUGUUGAAUCGAAUUGGUUAUACUCAAGUAAGCCCUCUUAUACUCCGUCCUCUUUGUGAUCAUCACUAACAAUAUUCAAGGACCUACGACGACAUUUCUCAAAAUGGUCUACAUUAUCCUACGCAGUCUCCGUUCUUGGUGUUUUGGGAUCUGUUCCUGCUACCUUUGGAAGCCCAUUGAGUCUUGGUGGACCAGCAGCUUCAGUCUGGGCAUGGUUCUUUGGAUCAAUGAUGGCUCAAAUUAUAUCAAGUUCAGGUUAGGAAAUCUUCACUAUAAAGUUUGGACUUGCGCUUAAACAUUCAAUAGUAUCAGAACUUGUCUCAGCAUAUCCGACGGCGGGUGGUAUGUACUUUGUUACGAAAAAUGUUGUCCCGGAUGAACAUGCCGCCAUUUGGAGUUGGGUUAUUGGAUGGUGUAAUUUAUUGGGUCAAACGGCUGGUGUUGCCAGCGUGGGAUAUACUGUCUCUCAACUUAUCCUAGCAGCUGCUAGUAUGAACUCUAAUUUUGAUGAAAUCACAGGAAUAUAUUCCUAUUCGCCGUAAGUGAAAGGUCAAAGCUAAGAUUUUAUUUCCUAACAAUUUGAUAGAACUGCUCUAGAAACAACCCUUCUCUCGUGGUUAAUCCUCGUUAUUUUGGGAGUAAUAUGUUCCUUAACAACAAAACGUCUUCAUCAAAUCGUAACCUGGUUCAUGCCUAUCAAUGUCCUAGCAUCAAUCACAAUCUGCAUCGCACUACUUGUUCUAACUCCUAAUAAACAAUCGGCAACAUGGGUAUUUACUCACUUCACCAAUGGAUCUGGAUGGGGAACAUCAUUUUCAUUUUUCCUCUCCUUCUUAUCAGUAGCUUGGACCAUGACUGAUUAUGAUGGCACAACUCACAUGUCAGAAGAAACGCAUGAUGCAGCAACCCAAGGACCAAUGGCUAUUCGAUGGGCCGUUACAAUUUCUGGAGUCGUUGGUUGGAUGCUCACAGUUACAUUUUGUUUUUGUACAACUGAUCUCGAUGCUAUCAUUAAUUCACCAACAGGAAUGCCAGCUGCUCAAAUCUUUUUAAAUGCUGGAGGAAAAGGAGGAGGAACCGCAAUGUGGUUCUUUGUUGUUUUGGUUCAAUUCUUCACUGGAUGUUCUGCCAUGCUUGCGGAUACUAGAAUGGCAUACGCAUUUGCUAGGGAUGGAGCAUUACCAUUUUCAAAGUAAGUCCCGAAUUUACCCCUUCACUUUAUAUCAUUUAGUGUUUCAAAGUUUCAAUCAUCAAACUCCAAUAAACUAACAUCCCAAAAAUAGAUUUUGGUCCAAAGUAAACCCCUACACAGAAACCCCAGUAAAUUCCGUCUGGCUCAUCGUCUUCUUAACCUGCGCCCUCAACACCAUCGCUAUCGGCAGUACCACAACCAUCGUAGCCAUUUUCAACAUCACCGCCCCUGCACUCGACAUGUCUUAUGCCGCUGUCAUCGUCGCCCGUAAUAUCUACGCUUCACGCGUAAAAUUCAUUCCUGGUCCUUACACACUUGGAAUUUGGCAAAAGCCUCUUAAUGCUAUUGCAUGUACCUGGGUACUUUUUAUUAGCAUAGUACUUAUGUUCCCGACGAUUCGACCGGUUACCAUGGAGAAUAUGAAUUAUGCGGUGGUAGUAGGAGGGGCAAUUGCGAUGUUUAGUUUUGGGUGGUGGUGGGCUGGUGCAAGGACGUAUGUUUUUUCUUCUUUAUCUUUUUGUUUAUGUUGUCUUGGGAUGAUGUGAGAUGUGAGAUGCGAGAUGUGAGAUGAAAUGGUACUGAAACUAAUAUCGUGAUAAAAUAGAACUUAUACAGGACCGAAAACAAAAGACCUCAUACAAUGUAUCGCUACAGAGGAGGGAAACUAUGAAUCGGAUCAAAGGCCUGAUUAUGGUAGUAUCAACGGCCGUUAAGCUCAAGACGGGCAUUUGGAAUUGGGAUAUGUAUAACUAUUAAGGCGUUCUGGAGUAGAGGGGAAUGAGAGUUUAAUUCUUAGAUUAGAGAAGAAUUCUUUUUUGAGUUGAGUUAGGAUAGAUAUGUUAUGGAUACAUUUUUAUAU